CUCGCGCGGUGGUAGGGACCACUGUGCCUCUGUUGCAAUGCAAAAGAGACCGGGUCCGGCAGCAUCGCCACUGUUUUUUUCUACUUCAGAUUCGGUGCGUUCGUUCGAUGAAUCGGCGAUGUCUCUGCACAAAUAGCUGGCGAAGGGCAGCUACGGUGUAGUACGUGAGCAAGCCGAUUGGUCGUUCUGUGUGUUUCCAGGUGUGGCCUAUUUGCCUCUGGGAGUGAAGUUGAGUCGAGUUGACAGUGAUUCUCGUUCAUGCUGGCAAAGCUUCUAGCUGAAAACCAUGGAAAUCAGACCGUAGGUCGAGGAUAUAAGCUGACAAUUGCAAUUGCUUAGGAUGUUGAUGUAAAGAUUACUCAUUCUUCCUUUUAAGUAUUUUGAUCAGUUGUUAGCGCUUCGGUGUUGCAGUUAUGUCUCUUACCAGGUUUUUUGCCUUAGGUUUAGUUGGAUAUUAUUGGAUUCUAGGGAGUCUGUUCUAGUAGUGUGAGGUGAUUGUGGCGUAAUCAAGAAUGAUGGACAGCGGUCUCUGCGUCUUGGUCGACGUCAAGCUUACUUUCACAAGUCUAACUAUGAAACACGGUUGCCUUCAAAUUCUGCGCCGGUAGACGCUUUAAAUUCCGCGCAUGAUAAUUUGCAGUUUGAUCCAUCUAGCGAUUUCAAGAUUUUUCUAUAGGCAUUGGAAUCGGACAUUCCUCGUACCGAGAACAAAAUUCACAUUGGUCAGGGAUGUUGUUUUCACACGUGUUGUGGCAAACAGAGGAAGUACUGAAAUUCACAUGUGUAAUUUCAUUGCUGCAUACAAUUUGAGAGUUCGUGGAAGUACUGCUAGUCAACAUGGGAGGGCAGCGGAGAAUUAAGUGCAGUAGUUGUCAAGUGGAGACAUUAGUGACCUUGUCUCCAGGCACAAGGUCUAUCAUCUGCGAGCACUGCUUGGCAGUAAUACAGGUGACGCCUGUAGAAGCUCCUUCGAUUCCAUCGAAACCUGACACCUAUUCUCCGCGUCAUGUGUUGCCAUAUUGGGAGGGUGAAGGCAGUCCUGGUUCACAUCCUCACCAGUCUCUGUCUGGCGCUAUUAGACUUCCACCUCCAAAUCAUCAACAACACUCUGUUCUCUGUCAUCAUGAUCCCAUUCCAAACCAGCACCCCUUGGCUCAGCUUCGCUCUGUGUCCAUGUCGCGUACGCAAGUACCCGAACAGCCUCAUCUUCAGCCUCAUCUUCAUCCUCAUCUUCAGCAUCAGAUGUCACUCAAAGCAGGAAAUACGCCUGAUCUGAGCAUGCUCAACCUCCCACCGAUUGUAGUCUCAGAGCCGAAGCUAAUCAAGGACCCAAGCCUAUAUCAAUAUUCGCAGAGCAAGUAUUCAGAGGAGGAACCUAGUCUAAAACAUCCGACGGAAAGCGUACCUUCUCCGAACGCGAGGCGGCCAGCACUGAAUCCUGGAUCCGCAAGGCCCGUUAAUCCCCUACCAACACAAGGUGUACAGCUUUAUCGCCAUAAUUCGUCUCCAAAUCCUUUGCAGUAUUGCCCAAAAUCAUUCAACGCACAAGGAUCUAAAAGAGCGGUUAUCUGUGGAAUUUCGUACGGGGGAACAUCAAUUGAGCUCAAGGGGUGUUUAAAUGAUGCAAAGUGCAUGAGUUACUUGCUGAUGUCGAAGUUUCAUUUCCCAGAGUCUGCUAUUCUUGUGCUAACAGAGGAUCAAGUGGACCCACGCCGACAGCCUACGAAAUAUAACAUCAUGCAGGCCCUGGAAUGGUUAGUUCAAGGCUGCCAAGCUGGAGAUUCGCUCGUAUUUCAUUUCUCAGGCCAUGGCUCUCAACAGCCCAACUACAUAGGAGAAGAACUCGACGGUUUCGACGAGACUUUGAUACCUGUUGACUUCAUGACUGCAGGCCAGAUCGUUGACGAUGAUAUCAAUACCACAAUCGUCAGGCCCCUGCCUACUGGAGUUGAUCUUCACGCCAUAGUGGAUGCCUGCCACAGCGGCACUGUUUUAGAUCUGCCAUUUCUCUAUCGAUAUAGCGGACAUGAAGCAUUCGUAUGGGAAGACCAUCGUCCGGCUACAGGUACAUGGAAGGGGACAGCAGGGGGAAACGUGUACUCGUUUAGUGGUUGUGAUGACCAUCAAACGGUCUUUGAUACUAUGGAGAAUCUUGGGAGGUCGACCUCAACAGGAGAGAUGACCUACUGCUUCAUCCAGGCAAUUGAACGUGGUUAUGGCACCACUUAUGGAAGUCUUCUAAAUGCUAUGCGUUCAGCAAUCCAUAUGGCUGAAAACCAGUUGGUCACAUCACUCAUUGACAUGCUUCUAAAAGGUGGCAGCUACGAAGGCGGUGACACGCCGGAACCACAACUAACAUCGUCAAGAUGUUUCGACGUUUCAACGCCGUUUAGACUAUGAACGUGAAACGUGGGUGGGUAAUAUUUAAAAUGAUUUAACUGAUAUGGCGGCCGAGUGAGAAGUGCUUAUUGCAGUAUGUGAAUCGUAAAAAGGGUUUACCUGCUCGUGAAGUUAAAAACUUGUACAUUUAAACCUCGGUCACACCUAAAAGGUCGUGUCCCUGGUUGAGCAUGUCAGAGCCGCAGGAAUUUGCAGUAGCCUGCGUCAAAAUACAAAAGUAGUAACUUCCAUCACACUUCAGUUUUGUGGUUAGUGAGGGUUAUGUUCAAAUCAGUAUUUCCUUUGUAAGAGCGGAUACCGAUGCCUGACAUCAGAAAUUGGGCACGAACCAAGAGGUAUAAUGAAUUGGUAAGAAACUUCAAAGAUUUUCCCUAGAUGGUCUGGACGACAUACUAGCUCUAUUGAUAAAUGCUCAAGUUAGAAAGACUCUCAAAUUCUCAACAUACUAGCUCUAUUGAUAAAUGCUCAAGUUAGAAAGACUCAAAUUCUCAACGAGAGCUCACGAAGAUGUCCAGAAUGUGAGAAGUUGUAAUAUUCGCGGGACCACAAACGAACAGUUUGUCCAAUGUCUGUAAUAUGUUUUAUUAUAAAAUGAUAAUAUAAACGUUGUAUUUCAAUCAA
This is a messenger RNA of Physcomitrium patens, 3021 nucleotides long. NCBI's taxonomy places the organism in Eukaryota, Viridiplantae, Streptophyta, Bryopsida, Funariales, Funariaceae. The record is from RefSeq and is a predicted model, not a curated record.